AUGGAUUUCAAUAGCGCAACGAUCUCGUACUUUGGUGAACGCACAUCGAAGAAAAAGAAUGUUCAAGCAGAAAAUCAGAAAUCACCGAAGUUACCAAAGAUUGUCCUACGAAAUGCGGCGGGCUUCAUCUUAAAAACUGAAACGACGUAUCAAAAUGCGAUCUACGAGGCCAAAUCAAAUCUUUCACUGCCGCAUCAUCGAUUGACGGAUACGGAAUGGCGUUUACCUCACGCACCUGUGCCGUCAAGACCGGAUUACACUCGCUCCUUGGACUAUGAUGACUUUCGUGCUCUGAGAAAGCCACCGAGAUCGCUCGAUGCAUCGACGACAGAAUAUAUGGACAUGUCAUUUUGGAAUAAUCUUUUGCCUGAUAGACGACUUGAUCAAGUGAAUGUAACUCGACGCACCAUGGAACAAUAUUGUCGAGACGGUUAUGCUGUACCACAUCCAGAAUUUAUGAACAAUUUCGAUUCGUUGAAAAGCGUUAAGCAACUAUUUCUAGCCAUUGUCUCGUCUCCAUCAUCAUUAGAAAAAAUUCUCGCUGGCUUUGGUUUAAUGAGCGAUCGCGAAAAAAUGAUUAUGGCACGUGUACUUGACAGUUUAUUCCAAAAUGAUUUUCAAUCAUUAGAAGACCUACCAGAAAAUAUUCGAAAUAAUGCCAUCUUACAUUUAGCAACAUUGAUUAGCGAAGGAAAACUAUCUGAUGCCAUGCAAGAAAAAGUACUCGUUGGGUUAGCACAAAACUUGAAAUCAUUACCGCCAGACAUACGAGCGAAAGUCACGGAACAAUUGAUCAAAUCCAUCGACAAUAUUCCACUUGAAGCUCGUGAACAAGUCAUUCAACACAUUCUCGCUACUCUCGAUACUUUAACGGAAGAUGAUCGGCAGAAAAUUCUAAGUGAUUUAGUGAAGAAAAUUUCUUCUCUUCCAGAAGAAAGUCGCCACGCACUAAUCGAAAAAAUCAUACAAAAUUUGGAUAACCUCACUCCGGAUGCCAAAAUACAACUGUUGCAGGAUCUUCUACGUGAAGCGGAUAAUAUCCCUGAAUCUAUGCGUGAAACAAUUCUACAACAUCUUAUUGACAGUCUCGCUACUUUAUCGCCUGAAGAGCGCGAACGUGUUCUAGCUGAAUUAACAAAGAACUUAGCAAAUCUUCCGGCCAAUAUUCGCCAACAAUUAUUAGAGAAAUUACUAGAAAAAUCUGAUAAUUUACCACCCGAACUACGCGAUCGAAUUUAUGCUGAAAUAUUGAAAAAUGUUACUGAGAUACCCGAAGAAAUGAAACGAAAACUAGUAGUGGAAUUAUUGAAAAAUGUCGAUAAUAUGGAUCCUGCAUUACGGCAAACCGUAAUGAGAGAAAUUCUGAACAAUCUCGAUCUCGUUGAUCCAACAAUGCACGGUCAAGUUUUACAGAAUUUUCUCCAUGCAUUAGAUGAUGUACCUGCUGAUCAACGUGAUGAAUUAUUACGAAAAAUCAUUGAGAAAUCUUCGAAAUUGGACGAUCCAGAAAUGAAACGACAAAUCUUAGAAGAAAUUAUGAAUAACGCAGCCAAUCUUUCAGCUGGUGUAUUUCAAGAAUUGAUUAAAAACGUUAGUGAUUUACCAGCAGAUCUUCAGGAACGUCUCUUUCAAGAGAUUCUUCAGAAAAAAGACGACUUGCCACCAUCAGUUCUCGAAGAAAUCAUUCGAAAUAGUGCUCAUGUGCCUCAAGCUGUUCUGACAGAAUUACUGAAAUCUGUCGAUAAGUUAGCACCGUCAUCACUGGCUGAAUUAGCUCGACAUAUGAAUAAUUUACCUGAAGAGUUACGAAACAAACUACUUGCUGAUGUGAUGAAUUCGAUGGAUAAAUUAAGCGACGAACAAAAAGCAGCUGUUAUUGGUGAACUGCUGAAAAAUCAAGGAAAUUUGAAUGCCGAACAGCUAGAAACGUUGAUGAGAAACUUGGAUGGACUUGAUCCGGUUUUGAAGGAGAGAGUAAUGAGAGGACUGCUGGACAACGUGGAAAAUCUCCCACCGGCUGUGAAAGAAAAACUUAUUCAAGAUUUACUGAAUAAGGAUUCUGGUUUGGAUCAGGAGACUCGUGUGAAGAUGCUCUCGAAACUUCUGGAAAAUCCCUCUAGUUUAACUAAAGAAGAACGCGAGAAAGUUCUUGGCCAAUUGAUGAAUGAAAUCAAUAGUGUCACAGAUCCGGCAGUAAAAAAGCAGUUAAUGGAUAAAUUAGUCUCAAAUUUAAAAGAUCUUCCACCGGAAACCGUCUCACAGUUGAUAUCGAACAUAACAACUUUAUCAGCGAAAGAGCAGAAAGAAUUACUCAAGCAAAUUCUGGAGAAAUUCGAUGAAUUACCACCCGAAAUGAAAGAAAAACUCGUCGAUGAUCUACUGAAAUCAGCUGCGGGUGCGUUCACGUGUAUGCCGGUCGAUGUGCAAAAACAAAUGAUCAGUGACUUAUUGAGAGAAAUGCAUAAUUUACCACCAGAAGAACGAGCAAAACUAAUGGAGAAGAUGCUGAGUAAUCCAAACUUGGAUCCAUCCGUCCGAGCCAAAUUAUUAGAAGAAAUGUUGAAAAAUGUCGACGAUUUGCCUCUAGAAGAACGCAAAAAAUUAAUUGAAAAGAUGUUAGAAAAUCGCGAUAGCUUAGAUCCAGCAUUACGAAAGAAACUAGUGAACGAAAUGAUCAAAAAUUUGAAUCAGAUGAGCCCUGAAGAACGUGAUCGAUUCUUAGCUGAUCUUGCCAAUGAUCCAAGUAAAAAAGAUCUCUUGCAACAACUAUUGAAUAGCGGACAGAUUAGUAGUGAAAUGAAACAAAAAUUAAUUGAAGAAAUGACGAAAAAUCCCAUCGAUCCAACAACCUUGCUUACUGUUCUGCAAAAUUCCAAAGAUAUUUCGCCUGAAGUCUUAGAAAAAGUGUUGAAGAGUAUUGAGAAGAUGUCGGGAAAGGAUCUGAUUGAAUUAGCGCGGAGCUUACCAAGUUUACAGUCGGAUGUUAAACAGCGUGUUAUGAAAGAAAUCAUCAAUAAUCUCCCAGAACUUGAUUCAAAUACUCAAGCCAUGAUCUUACAAGAAAUGUUGCGCGCAUCAGCCGGUAUUUCAUCCGAACUUCUCACAGAAUUAAUCAAAUCAGUUAUCACAUUAACGCCAAAAUUGGUCAAAGAACUUUUAGUGCGCGCCAAUAAACUUCCACCGGAAGUGUUAAAAAAACUGUUAGAACAUAUGGGAGAGGUUCCACUUGAAAUUCUCGAAGAUAUUGUUAAAAAUCUCGAACAGUUAUCCGCAGAAGUCAUAUCAGCGUUACUUCAAUUAAAAAAUCUUCCAGCAAGUAUACGAGAAAAACUGUUGAAAGAAAUCAAUUCAAAUCCAAAGAUCAGAAGUAAACUAAAAGCGAUCGAUCCAUUAUUAAAUGGCAUCGAAGGUGUCGGAGGAAUAACACCAACUCCUAGACCACAGGUGAAAAAACCAAAAGUCAAUAUACCACCCUUGGUGAAAAGAACUCCGAAGAAACCUGACGAUCCAAUGAAAGCGCUUCUUGAUCCAGAUAAAUUGGCGAAAAUCGAUGAAAAUGAUUUAGAGGCUCUAUUAAAUGAUCCUAAUCUAACGCCGGAAGUUCGACUGAGACUCAUGGAAGAACUAAGGAAAAAACGUGCGAAAAAACGUAUUGUUGAUGUUCCUCCAUUAACAAAGUCUAGUCUCGAAGAAAUCAUCGAUCCAAUGGAUUAUCUUUAUAAAUUCUGCAUCAUUCAUCCCGAUCGUAUGAUAAACUACGAACGUGUCUUUUUGAAUACAAUCAAACAUCAGAAAGAAGCAUAUCCUGGUCAAAAUCCGCCAGCAGAUUUGACGAGUAUAACAAAUAUGAAACGAGGCAGUACCAUGGGAAGUGCUUGGACGAAUAUGGGUGGCCGAAGACGUAAACGUGGUUCGAAACAACACCGAAUGUUUGAUGGUAACGAUGAUGAAAAUGAAAAUAGUCUCGGUAAUCAACGAAGUCAAUCUAUGCUUAAUUUCGAAAAAGAAAUCGUUACUGAACGUUAUAACGAUGAUGAACCACCGGUGAAAUCUGAAACCGCUCGAAAGAUUGACAAAAUCAAUUUCAUCCUUGAUGGACUUCGGAUGAAAGAAACAGACGUUACUCAAACAUUAAACGCAUCAACUGGACAAAUCAGUCAUUUAACUUCCGAAGCCAUUGUCGAACUCUAUCCUGAAGUUCUAGAUCCUGACUUCAGUCCAAAGAAGAAUUUUUCAACUGAGAAAACUAUUUUCGAAUUGAGAAGCUAUGCCUCAUCAUAUACAACUGAACAGUUAUUAACUCGUCUGUCAAAAACUCAAAUACAAACUAUCAAUAGUCGAGAGGAAAUCAAACAACUCAAUGGACAAGUGCGUUGGAGUACAAGUAAAUUAACCCAAUUACGUAUGAGAAUUGAAAUGUUACUUGGUGAACGCGAACAUUUAAUUGCACUUGAUCAAGAAGAACGACAAAAAGUCAUGUACAAAUAUAAGCGCGUCGAAAGAUUUCGACGGCAACAAAGUCCAUUAUGGAACGCAUUGCAUCCACCAACCGAUUAUGAAAUGAAUAUUGAAGAACUUGAAAAUGCACUUCGACAAAUCAAUGGCAAUCUAUUUUCUGAUCAAGAAUGUCAUUACAUUAAAUUUAUUCUGAAAAUUCCAGGUGUUAAGCGGAUCAAUUUACGAGUCUUCAGCAUUAUUGCAGCACUUUCAGAAACUGUUAAUCAAAUAGAGCCGUUUGUACGUAAUCUGAUCAAUAAAUUCGAUUAUGAAGCCUUAGAUAUCAAAAUGCAAAAAGCAAAGGAAUUGUUCUAUCUAAUGGCAGACAAAAGUCAAAAGAUUGCACCCAACGGUUAUGUACCAUUAGAAACAUUAUGUGUGGAACUAUCUGCCGGUGGAAUUGAACAGGAGAAUAUCGAACAUUGCAAGAAAAAGUUUGAUCGCGAAGGCAAAAACUAUGUUGAUUUUACUGAUUGGCUUAUCUAUGUUCCACUAUUCGUUGAAAUACAUACACGAAUCAUUUCCAAUCCAUUUCAACGCUACGAAGAUCCACUUAAACCAUCGACAGUAGAACAACAACCUUUACAAACAGAAAAAUUCUAA
This is a messenger RNA of Adineta ricciae, 5100 nucleotides long. NCBI's taxonomy places the organism in Eukaryota, Metazoa, Rotifera, Eurotatoria, Adinetida, Adinetidae. The record is from the annotation of a GenBank genome assembly.